UUUGGCUUUAUUCUUCACUUACUUAUUUAACCCAAAAAUCUUCUUGUCAUUUGUGUCAAUAUGGACUCCAUCAUUGCUCAGAUCCAAGCCAUGGCCCAAAACACCGAUGAAGCUGGUCGGUUGAACAUCAUUCAGUCACUCAAACGAGUGAAAAUUGAACUUCAAUCUCCAACCGAUACUUUCAUGGAGCUUGCAGUGCCGGGACUAACGAGUGCGAUGCUCCGAAUCGGUGCAGAUCUGGGACUCUUUCGCUCUCUCACAAGAAGUGAUGUAUCCUUGACUGUCACGCAAAUUGCGGAGCUGACGGGAUCGUCUCCUCCAUUCCUAGAGAGGAUUCUUCGUUACCUAGCUGCAACAGACAUGAUUAAAGAGACUGGAGUCAAUGAGUACACUGCGAGCAGUAUCACUCAUGUUUUGGCUGACCCUAAGGGUGAGGCCAUGAUAUAUCACGGGUUCGACACGAUUGGACCUGUCGUGCAAGCAAUGCCUGCCUUCUUCGCUGAAAACAACUAUCAAGAUGUCACCGUCAAUACGGACACCCCGUUCCAGAAAGCCCACAAUACCAAACUCAGCUCAUUCGAGUGGCUUGUCCAGCAGCCAGAACACUUCGGAAAUCUGCAAAAGAUCAUGACUGCUCUUCAAGGAUCAGAAUGGACCGAGGGAUUCAAUCUUUUUGAUGAUGAAGCCCGUAAGGUUCCAUACAAGGUUUCGUCCACUACCCCACAGCCUUCGGAGAAACCCUUCUUCGUCGACGUUGGCGGUGGUCAUGGCCACCAAUGUAUUGAGCUUGGAAAGAAAUAUCCCAAUCUCCUAGGUUACCUUGUGCUCCAGGACUUGCCAGAAGCAGUGAAAAAUCUCGCUCCCAUUGAUGGUGUGAAGGCUGAGGCUUAUGACUUUUUCCAACAGCAGCCCAUCAUUGGCGCCAAGUUCUACUACCUCCGCAGAAUCAUGCAUGAUUGGCCCGAUGACAAAGCCGCAACUAUCCUCCGCAAUAUUCGCGCGGCCAUGAGCCCCGACUCGCGGGUCCUGAUCGAUGAUGCCGUGUUGCCGGAUACUGGCGCUAACUGGCAAUCGGCCUUGGCCGAUCUUGCCAUGAUGACCUUUGCUGGUAAAGAGCGGACCAGGCACCAGUGGGAGUCACUUGCAGAAAGUGCGGGCUUGCGUGUGGAACAGAUUCAUACUUAUGUUGCGUCAACUUAUACCGCUGUUCUCGUUUUGGCCGCCCAGUGAAGCCAGCAUGGUCGUGAGCGCAAAUUUGGAC
Molecule: messenger RNA, 1261 nt
Organism: Penicillium samsonianum
Lineage: Eukaryota; Fungi; Ascomycota; Eurotiomycetes; Eurotiales; Aspergillaceae
Product: O-methyltransferase family 2
Exons: 5
Coding region: 61-1230 (389 amino acids)
Molecular function (GO): O-methyltransferase activity
Source: RefSeq, a predicted model, not a curated record